Molecule: messenger RNA, 1252 nt
Organism: Nanorana parkeri
Lineage: Eukaryota; Metazoa; Chordata; Amphibia; Anura; Dicroglossidae
Gene: GRB2
Product: growth factor receptor bound protein 2
Exons: 6
Coding region: 237-926 (229 amino acids)
Molecular function (GO): protein binding
Source: RefSeq, a predicted model, not a curated record
UCUCCCGGAAGUCUCGCGGGAGGAUCUGCCCCGGGGCGGAGCGGAAGCGGCCAGAAAGAAGAGAAGGGAGAGACGGCUCCGCGGAGAACGGCCGCAAGUGAUUCCGCCGUCUUCCACCCUUUGGACCGUUAACAAGCCAAGUGUGUUGCUACGUGACAUCGAGGAGGUUGGGCAGCGGAGGGGUCCAGCCUUUCUGUUUCGAAGGCCCCCCGCAGGUCAGCGACGCUGCGGUAACCAUGGAAGCCAUAGCCAAGUAUGACUUUAAAGCCACAGCUGAUGAUGAGCUAAGCUUCAAACGAGGGGACAUACUAAAGGUUUUAAACGAAGAAUGUGAUCAGAAUUGGUACAAGGCUGAGCUCAACGGCAAAGAUGGUUUUAUUCCAAAAAACUAUAUAGAAAUGAAGCCACACCCUUGGUUUUUUGGCAAAAUUCCACGUGCCAAAGCAGAGGAGAUGCUUGGAAAACAAAGACAUGAUGGUGCCUUUUUGAUCCGUGAAAGUGAAAGUGCCCCAGGAGACUUCUCGCUGUCUGUCAAGUUUGGAAAUGAUGUACAGCAUUUCAAGGUCCUGCGAGAUGGGGCAGGGAAAUACUUUUUGUGGGUAGUAAAGUUUAACUCCCUGAAUGAACUGGUGGAUUAUCACCGGUCCACAUCUGUCUCCCGGAACCAGCAGAUCUUCUUACGUGACAUCGAGCAGGUGCAACAGGUACACGGGGGAGACAGAGCCACAAGUUUAACACAGCAACCUACCUAUGUGCAGGCACUGUUUGACUUUGACCCCCAGGAAGAUGGGGAGCUUGGAUUCAGAAGAGGAGACUUCAUCCAGGUCGUGGACAACUCAGACCCCAACUGGUGGAAAGGGACAUGUCACGGCCAAACCGGCAUGUUUCCACGCAACUAUGUGACACCAGUAAACCGCAACCUGUAACUAGAGCCUGCACAGGACCACAAGCCAAGGAGGAGCACAGACAAACUUACCUGGGUGGGAUUGCUGGGGGACUAAGAGGCAUAUGGAUAGAAUUUGGGCAAACGGACAAAUGGAUAACUUAAUAGAAGAACAUGAACAGACAACACACUGACCUAGAAGAAAGUAACCUUAGUCCAUUAAUUCAGGGAAGCAGUUCCAUUACAUGGCAGGGGUUAGUGCAGGAGUAUAAUAGACUUGAAUGGGCUGGGAUUUCUUAUGGGCUGACAGAAAUGCGAUUUAGGGAAAGAGAUAAUAAAAUACUGGCACUAGACAUAGACAGAAAAAUG